Messenger RNA from Opisthorchis viverrini, 1749 nucleotides. RefSeq lists its product as hypothetical. Bases 1 to 1749 code for a protein of 582 amino acids. The transcript is spliced from 6 exons. The record is from RefSeq and is a predicted model, not a curated record. NCBI's taxonomy places the organism in Eukaryota, Metazoa, Platyhelminthes, Trematoda, Opisthorchiida, Opisthorchiidae. Gene Ontology annotation, biological process: resolution of meiotic recombination intermediates; double-strand break repair via homologous recombination. Gene Ontology annotation, cellular component: nuclear body; RecQ family helicase-topoisomerase III complex.
AUGGGUUGCGCUGGCUUAGUCGCGUUCUCCGUAUACCAGUUGACCGACUUCCUCAAAGAACCCUCUUCGCCUGACGACGCGAAGCCUGGAAACGAGCCAGGAGCCUGUCCAAUCAUGGUCGCUAUUGUCCCAUUCAUCCGGUCACUUUCCAACAUGGAUGAUAGCGUUGCGGAGCUCAAUCGAUGGUUGGUCGAUCAGGCUAUUCAUGUCCCAGAUGGCUGGGUCGAAGCAUGUGUCCAGUGGCUGGUGGAAGAACACGGAGGCCUCCAUGCAUGCAAUCAGCUGACCAUGUCCGAUUGGUGUCAGCUGAUCUACGAACAAUGGUUGCAUACAGAUCUGCAUCAGCUGGCCUGUGCUGUUCUACCUGAAUCAGCUGAGCGUACUGUGACCACUUCAGACUAUCGUAGUCGUACGUCCUCCUUGGCGAUGAAGCUGGAGGGUGAACUCUGUCUUCAAGGUAUUUUCAUUUCUAUUCCUCAGGUUGUUGGUUUAUUCAACGUGGGAGAUUCGUAUUACGGCCAGCUAAGACACAACGAAGGCAAUCUGAGUGCGAACAUUCCACCUUUGGAUAACCUAGACGCUGAUUUGGGCGCGGAUCCUGAUCUGACUCAGAUGACACAGGCCGUUAGUCAGUACAACACGUUGGGAUGGAAUUCUCAGUACAACUCCGGACAGCAUGCGGCCAAUUCUUCAUGCAAGUCCUACGCCCUCUUCCUCACCGACGGUCUCACCCAAAUCAAAGCGGUUGAGUUCGGUAGUCUUGUACGUACAGGUCGAUUCGCUGGGCAACGUGUGCUGUCUGUGGAUGAAUUGAACCGCCGACUUCGUCCUGGUGUAAAAGUACGUCUUCGUGGUCCACUAACGCUGCGCAACAACGUGUUGCUACUUCCUGCAGGUGCAAUCGAUACACUGGGACACCCUCAGCUUCAAGUUCUCGGUGGAGAGGUGGACGAGGUACUCACCGGCCAAACCGGUAAUCUGAUGUACCAGCUGGGUGUCUUUCUGGCCCGUAAACUCAACAUCUCCUUACCUGAUGAUGGCACCCUGCCAGCUGGCUUUCCGCGGGUCACCCAACUUGGUGGGAGGACUACUGCAGAUUCUGCAGACACAACAACUGAACGGGAAAUGACAGCACAUGACGAUCACGCCCCAGUUGUCCCUAUGGUUCAAUUAGUUGCGUCUUCAAGUGGAGGGCAAGCUCUUGAGCCGUGGGAUAAUGAUGACGAGGCUCUAUUGAAAAGUUUUGAGCAGCUUAUGUCUUCUUCGUCUUCUCAGGUCUCUAAAAGUGAUUUCAACCAACCAGAAACCAAACCUUGUUCUCAACUGAACUCAGCUGUCGCGGAUGCACCAUCCGCCCCAAACGUAGACGAUUCGUGGGAACAGACGGACAUAUCCUUGGAGGUCGAUCCAGAUGUGCUUGCUUCCGCAUUCGACGAACUGGAAAGUGCUAAUCUUGUGAACAAACCAUGUGAAUUCACAUCACCAGACCGCCCUGAUCCAACACCCUCUCCCACACCUGCUGCAAAGCAAGGUGCGUCCACACGGAAAAAUUUAGGCGUCAAAUCCUCUCUUCGUCAGACGGUGCUGAAUGUGACCGCCGAGAAACCGGCCGUUUCGAACACGGAUAUCACAACGACCGCUCGAGUCUCUCGUGAAAACCAAAUUGAUUUGCAAAUGAGUGUAGUCCUAGUUGUUGUCGUUGUUGUUGUAAAGGGUAAUGCAUGUGCUUUCGACUGUGUUCCGUGUUGA